GAGCGACUCCAAAUCCACUCCUCGCUGAGGGGGGUUUCACUUUUCACUCUUGCUUUAUGGGGUUUCCCGGCAUGGAAAUUCCAACUUUGUCUUGCCCACCUCACCCCUUCCCCACAGCCGCCCCUCCUUCACUGUAUAUAAAAAAGGAAAGAGAUGGAGUUUCCUCACACUGCUUUCCCUCUCGGAGUAAAUACUUUCAAAAGCCUUGGCUUUCACUUCAGAAGGAGCAGCAUCAAGGUUUUGAGACUGGUUUCCUUUUCCCUCUCGAAAUCGGUUCAAGACGAAAGGCAGCCAAAUGUCAAGAGGAACUUUGUCAGCGUUGACGGCGCUUUUACUUACGGCUGUCCUAACUUCUAAAGCUUUUGAGGUGGAGGACAUUGUGCCCGGCCACCAAGUUGCCGCACAGAUCGGUGAAGACCUGGAGCUAUGGUGCAACACAACUGGCUGUGAUCGCCCCACUUUUUUCUGGAGGACUCAGCUUGACUUCCCGUUAGGUGCAAAUGUGAGCCAACAGGGAAGCAACUCAGUCUUAACGAUGAAGGUUGGCUUUGAAAACGAGCACGAAUAUCUCUGCAACACUAGAUGCGGGGAGGUCAGGAAACAACGGAGGGUGCAAAUUGACAUUUACUCAUUCCCCAGUGAUCCUGUUAUAGAGAUCAGCCAGCCGCUGAUUCUGGGGGAACCAGCCACUAUCACCUGCCGUGUUCCUAAAGUGUAUCCCGCUGACCGGCUGGAGAUCUACUUGGAGAUCGAAGGGGAGUUUCUUCGGAUGACAGAGUUUUCCCGAGAACCCCUUAUCAAAUCUGUCGAGACGAAAAGUGCGAGCAUUACGUUUACUCCCAGUGAAGAAGAUAAUGGGAAAGAAAUCACAUGCAGAGCCGAACUGCCAAUUGAUGAGAUGGAGUUUGAGCCCAAGGCGAGGAAAACAACACAAAUACUGCAUGUUAACUAUGCCCCCAGACUUCCAGACUUCUCCAUCCUUCCUGCUGGGUCAGUUAAGGAAGGAGAAAGUGUUACUUUGCAGUGCCUUGCAAAGGGCAACCCUGCUGCCAAGGUCACCAUAAGGAGGAAAUCAGCCAAUGAAAAAGUGGUCCUUGAUAGCAAGGAUGGAGUCGUCCACAUCCCUAGAGUGACUCCUGAUGAUGCAGGAGACUACGAGUGUGAAGCAGAGAAUGAGUUUGGGGAAGUCAAAAGGGCAGAAACACUAAGUGUGGAAUAUGGACCAAGGAAUACAAGGAUUGUCUCUGUGCCUUCUAGCACAGUGAAGGAAGGGGACAACGUAACUCUGACUUGUUCCACCUAUGGGAGUCCCACCCCAAAGGUUUUCUGGAAAAAGCAGCUUUUGAACGGAGGCUCUCUGCUCAUUUUGGAAGGUGCUACUUUAACCAUAAAAGCCGUACAGGCAGAAGCUAUGGGACUUUAUGAGUGUGAAGCAGUUAACGUGGCUGGGAAAGAAAGCAGAACUGUGGAAAUAAUUGUUAAAGUCUUGUCACCCUCUACUCCAGAAAUGUCACAUUCUACUCCAGAAUUGUCACCAACUGCUUCAGAAUUGUCACCCUCCACUCCAGAAUUGUCACCCUCCACUCCAGCAUUAACAGAUCAAACUGAAACUGUUACUGAGGUGGAAGAUUUCGCCAUUAAGAGCACAACCUAUAAUACUCAACAUCAAGUGACUGACAGCAAAGGGAACGAUCCGGAAAAGGAAACUUCCCUCACCACAAACGGAAGAAUCUUUACAACGUAUACAACAUCCAGAAACAAUACAAUCACAUACGCAGUGAAAGUUGAUGAUGUUGGAAACAGUACAGAAGAGGACAAAAUAGUCAAAGAGAGAAUAGAAGAGCCAGAUUACUUGACUCCUGUGAUCAUUGCUGUUUCUUCGUUAGCAACGGCGGCUGGACCCAUGGCAGCCCUAUUGAUUUACAUUUUUCGAAAGGCAAAAAUCAACAGAUCCUACAGCCUGGUGAACUCCCUGAAACCAAAAGUAUAAACAGAGCAAGAGCAACCACAUGUUUUCUGCAAGAUUAACAGGCGGAUAAUGUCGUGCAUUGCUUUGAUGAACUUCCUCAUCAUAACUCAAUGUGAUAAACCAAAAAUACGCACUUUCGUGAGAAUCACCGUGGUGUAGUUGUUAAGUGUGUUGGGCUAGGACUGGGGAGACCCAGGUUUGUCCCUAUGCAGCCGUUAAUCUUGCUGGGCUUCCUGGGGUCAGUCACUCUCUCAAGCUAACCUACCUCACAGGGUUGUUGUAGUGAGAAAAUGGGGAUAGGGCUAUGGGUGCUGUCCUGAGAUUCUUAGUGGAAGGACAAGGUAUCUGAAGAAGUGUGUGUGCACAUGAAAGCUUAUACCAAGAACAAACUUAGUUGGUCUCUAAGGUGCCACUGGACAAUUAUUAUUAUUUUUUAAUAUAUUUCGACUGUGUCAGACCAACAUGGCCACCUACCUGAAGGUUUUAAAAUGUGAUAUAUACAGCUUCACAUCUUUUGGUAGCUAAGUUAAGGGAUCUGUGGGCAAUGGCAGACUGUGGGGUUUCAAAUUUCAGCACCAUAAUUUCAUUCUACAUCAUAGUUGUGGUGCCCUCAAAGCUCUGCACCCAGUGGAACUGAACCACUCAGGCACCCCUAAAUCCACCUCUGUCUGCGGGGCAGAUGUUACCUAUUAAUAAAAGGUCAAUCGCUUGCUUUCGAACUGCCUUCACAGAAGGAAAUCCUGGAAGCAUUAGACCAUCCUUAGAAAUAGCGUAUAUUUUAUAAAGUCACAGAUCUGAGGGGGAAAUCCCCAAACUUGCCAUGGCCCUAUUAGUUCUGUGCCAAAGCAUUUCCUUCCACAUAUAGCGGAAUAAUUGCCGGAUGGUUCAGAAAGCAAGAUUGGUGAGUUUGUAUUAUUACAGAGUGUGGGGUUCCCCGCCCCUCUAAUCCAAUUGAAGUUAGGGAUUUUAGAGACCCACUGAUUUCAGUGGAGGUUAUUUUAAAAGACACGCUUAAUCUUUUCAUUGAAAUAAACUGUACUUCUUACAGUUGGGCAGAUCCACACCACACAUUUGAACUAACGUGACAUCGUGUCUGUAUACAUACCCAAUCCUUUCCGUCAUUUUCAGCAAUGCAAUCUGGUAGUUUCACGAACCUACAGCAGUGUAAAGUUCUAUGAGAAAGACUAGGUGGAACUCUUAACAUGUUCCUCAGCACCCAUGCCAGGAAUCUGGGGAGGGGGGAGCUGCAACAGUUAAGCUUGUUUAAAACUGUCACAACAUGGUAGUGUGUAGACCAUGUUCUGUGACGUCAUUCUCUAUGACUGAAUAAAACUAAGGCUGCGAUCCUAUGCACGCUUCAUAGGGCAUAUUUAUCUGAAUAAAUAUGCUUAUGAUCACAUGGCAGAACGUCCUCCACUCAUAUUAAGUGGAGUUCAAAACAUUUGUUGUCUCCCUAAAUUCUAACUACAAAACAACAAAACUGACUUUUAAUGUCUACUUUGAAGGACGCUCUCAACUGUAAUUUUACAAAAAUUAGCUUGUACAAUAGCACUCAUGAAAUUCAUUCCCAGUGGAGUGAUGAUAUGUCCUUCUGAAAAGAUUUUUGACACCCUCACCUGCAAUUUCAUGUUCUUGGUACUUUUACGUCUUGCACAGUAUUAUUUAAAUCUGUUUGUAGCAACAAAGUUUUUUUAUCCUGUGAAUAGAAUAUUCGUGUUUACAUUACCUCCGCUCCCAUUUGUAAAAUGUUGUUCUGCUAAACAGCAACGUAGCCGAAGUUCUGUAGCUAGUUUAUGUGUUAUUAUUACCUUUGUAAAUAAAUGUCCUUUUCCUUGCUUUGUAA
This is a messenger RNA of Podarcis raffonei (Aeolian wall lizard), 3812 nucleotides long. It is a transcript of the gene VCAM1, whose product is annotated as vascular cell adhesion molecule 1. The coding region runs from base 296 to 1990 and encodes 564 amino acids. Lineage: Eukaryota; Metazoa; Chordata; Lepidosauria; Squamata; Lacertidae. Gene Ontology annotation, cellular component: membrane. Gene Ontology annotation, molecular function: integrin binding. The transcript has 7 exons. The record is from RefSeq and is a predicted model, not a curated record. Gene Ontology annotation, biological process: cell-cell adhesion.